AUGUUGGUGCAUAUAUAUCUAUCUAUCUAUCUAUCUAUCUAUCUAUCUAUCUAUAUAUAUAUAUCUAAUUCUAUUCAUAUCUAUCUAUCUAUCUAUCUAUCUAUCUAUCUAUCGCAAGAAUAUUCUUUCUUUUGUACCCCGACUCGCCACAGGCAGGAAUUCGUGUGUGGACGUGUUGCAAUAAUAAUGUCUGACCCAAUCAAAGUAUUAGUGACUGGAGCUGCUGGCCAAAUUGCUUAUUCGCUGCUCUUCUCUGUGGCUAAAGGAGAUGUUUUUGGAACAAAACAGCCACUCAUCUUGGUGCUUCUGGACAUUGAGCCAAUGAUGGGAGUCCUUGAGGGUGUGGUCAUGGAGCUGGCUGACUGUGCCCUUCCUCUUGUCAAAGAAAUCAUUCCGACAUCAGAUGUUGGGGUGGCCUUCAAAGACAUUGAUGUGGCCAUGUUGGUGGGUGCCAUGCCUCGUCGUGAAGGCAUGGAACGAAAGGAUUUGUUAGCAGCAAAUGUGAAGAUCUUUCAGGCACAAGGCAAAGCCCUUAAUGAGUUUGCCAAGAAAACUGUCAAAGUGGUUGUCGUGGGUAACCCAGCCAACACAAAUGCUUUGAUUUGCAUGAAAUAUGCUCCAAAUAUUCCUCCUGAGAAUUUCUCGGCCCUCACACGUCUUGACCAGAACAGGGCACAGCAUCAGAUUGCUGCUCGUUGUGGUGUUGGUUCCCAGGAUGUGAAAAACGUCAUCAUCUGGGGCAAUCAUUCAUCUACCCAAUUCCCAGAUGUGGCCCAUGCCACUGUCAAUUUACCCACAGGACCCAAACCUGUCAGGGAAGCCAUUGAUAAUGAUGUAUAUUUGAAAGAAGAUUUUCUCAAGACUGUGCAACAGCGAGGUGCUGCUGUAAUCAAAGCCAGAAAGAUGUCCAGUGCCAUGUCUGCUGCCAAGGCUAUUUGUGACCAUGUCCGUGACUGGUGGAAUGGGGUGCCUGAUGGAACGUUUGUCUCAAUGGCUGUCUGCUCUGAUGGUUCAUAUGGCGUAGAGAAAGGCCUCAUUUACAGUUUCCCUGUUGCAACAAAACCUGACCACUCUUACCAAAUUGUGCAGGGUUUGUCAAUUGAUGACUUUGCCAGAAGCAAAAUGGAUGCCACCAUGGCUGAGCUGAUAGAAGAGAGAGACACUGCCCUUAGUGUCUGUGCAUGA
Messenger RNA from Acanthosepion pharaonis, 1185 nucleotides. NCBI's taxonomy places the organism in Eukaryota, Metazoa, Mollusca, Cephalopoda, Sepiida, Sepiidae. The record is from the annotation of a GenBank genome assembly.